Molecule: messenger RNA, 1431 nt
Organism: Dama dama (fallow deer)
Lineage: Eukaryota; Metazoa; Chordata; Mammalia; Artiodactyla; Cervidae
Gene: ATF4
Product: activating transcription factor 4
Exons: 3
Coding region: 291-1352 (353 amino acids)
Biological process (GO): regulation of transcription by RNA polymerase II
Cellular component (GO): ATF1-ATF4 transcription factor complex; ATF4-CREB1 transcription factor complex; nucleus
Molecular function (GO): RNA polymerase II transcription regulatory region sequence-specific DNA binding; DNA-binding transcription activator activity, RNA polymerase II-specific
Source: RefSeq, a predicted model, not a curated record
CAUUUUUUCUUCCUCCCGCCUAUAGAUGUAGUUCCUCCGGGCAAGUGCGCACCGUCUCUCCUCCCGCUCCCCCCAGGGUCCGCGGCCACCAUGGCGCAUUAGAGGCAGCAGUGCCUGCGGCAGCAUCGGCCUUUGCAGCGGCGGCAGCAGCACCAGGCUCUGCAGCGGCAACCCCCCAGCGGCUUAAGCCAUGGCGCUUUUCACGGCAUUCAGCAGCAGCCUUGCUGUAAUCGACAAAGACACCUUCGAAUUAAGCACAUUCCUCGAAUUAAGCAUCAAAAGCUCGCAACAUGGCCGAGAUGAGUUUCCUGAGCAGCGAGGUGUUCGUGAGGGACUUCGUGUCCCCCUUCGACCCGUCGGGUUUGGGGGCUGAAGAGAGCUUAGGUCUCCUAGAUGACUACCUGGAGGUGGCCAAGCACUUCAAACCUCAUGGGUUCUCCUGCGACAAGGCUAAGGCAGGCUCCUCCGAAUGGCUGGCUGUGGAUGGGUUGGUCAGUUUCUCAGACAACAGCAAGGAGGAUGCUUUCUCCGGGACAGAUUGGAUGGUGGAGAAAAUGGAUUUGAAGGAGUUUGAUUUUAAUGAUACCCUGUUGAGUAUGGAUGACCUGGAAACCAUGCCAGAUGAGCUCUUGGCCACGUUGGAUGACACGUGUGAUCUCUUUGAUCCCCUACUCCAGGAGACUAACAAGGAGCCCCCCCAGAUAGUGAACCCAAUUGGCCAUCUUCCAGAAAGUUUACCAACAAUUGACCAGGGUGCCCCCUUUACUUUCUUGCAACCUCUUCCCCCUUCCCCAGGGGCCCUUUCUUCCACUCCAGAUCAUUCCUUUAGUUUAGAGCUGUGCAGUGAAGUGGUUAUCUCUGAAGGAGAUAGCAAGCCAGACUCCACCACUGGCAUUACUGUGAUCCCUCAGUGCAUAAAGGAGGAGGAUGCCCCCUCAGAUAAUGAUAGCGGCAUCUGUAUGAGCCCUGACUCCUCGCUGGGCUCUCCCCAGCAUAGCCCCUCCACCUCCAGGGGCUCUCCAAAUAAGAGCCUGCCAUCUCCAGGUGCCCUCGGUGGCUCUUCCCGCCCCAAACCCUACGACCCUCCUGGAGAGAAGAUGGUAGCAGCAAAAGUAAAGGGUGAGAAGCUAGACAAGAAGCUGAAGAAAAUGGAGCAGAACAAGACAGCAGCCACUAGGUACCGCCAGAAGAAGAGGGCAGAACAGGAGGCGCUCACUGGUGAAUGUAAAGAACUAGAAAAGAAGAAUGAGGCUCUGAAAGAGAAGGCAGAUUCCUUGGCCAAGGAGAUCCAGUAUCUUAAAGAUCUAAUAGAAGAGGUUCGCAAGGCAAGGGAGAAGAAAAGGGUCCCCUAGUUAGGGUAGUCAGGAGUAUGUGCGCUUGUAUAUAGGAGGCUGAAGCUGUGUUUUAAUAAAUUAUUUUGUAGUGAAAGUA